UGCAACUCUGUAGAAAGUUAUUAAUUUUUUCUUUUUGUUGUGAAAUCUUCCCAAAAAUUUUAGGAAAACAAUUAAUUUUAAUAAAAAUAAAAAAUCGCCAUUUGACGACCAUCAUGGACUUUUCUAGCAUGCUCAGUAAGAGUGAGCCACACCAACGUACUAUUAUACACUUGGAUAUGGAUUAUUUUUAUGCUCAAGUUGAAGAACUGCGUGAUCCAUCCUUGCGUACAAAACCGUUGGGAGUACAACAGAAAAAUAUUGUUGUCACGUGCAACUAUAAUGCACGAGCACACGGCAUAAAAAAGCUAAUGUUGGUCGCUGAAGCGAAACGUUUAUGUCCAGACUUAGUACUGGUAAAUGGGGAAGAUUUAACACCAUACCGGCAGAUGUCACAGAAAAUAUUUGAAUUGUUACUUAAUUAUACUCCUUUUGUGGAAAAAUUAGGUUUCGAUGAGAAUUUCAUGGACGUCUCUUCACUGGUGGAAAAGCGAGAACAACAAAAACAACAACAACGGGACCAAGAUUCCGACGAUAUAGAUUUACCACCAGUCAUAGGUCACAUAUAUCCCUCAGAUGGAACCACAUUAAAUGCCUGCAGCUGUGGUUGCGCCCAGCGUUUAGCGUUGGGCACACAAAUCGCUCAAGAAAUACGACAUGAUCUUGUGGAUAAAUUGGGAGUUACUUGCUGUGCCGGAGUAUCGUAUAACAAACUUUUGGCCAAAUUAGUUGGCUCUCAAUACAAACCGAAUCAACAAACUGUACUUGUCUCAUCGCAUGCCGAACAAUUUAUGCGUGAAUUGGGCCAAUUAAAUCGGGUAACCGGCAUUGGACAAAAAACCGAAUCUCUUCUGCUCGAAAGUGGGGUGGCAAAUGUCGAAGAACUACAAAGUUGUGAAUUGGAUUUUUUGCGUAAAAAAUUUGGUUAUGAAACUGCAAUCAAACUAAAAGAUCUGGCCUUUGGUCGCGACACAAGUGGAGUACGUCCAACUGGUAAACCAAAAAGUAUUGGUUUAGAAGAUUCUUGUAAACCUAUAUCAGUUAGAACGGAUGUCGAAGAACGCUUUCGUAUGUUAUUGAUGAGAUUAAUGGAACAGGUCGCUGAAGAUGGGCGUAUUCCAAUUUGUUUAAAAGUUAUUUUGCGUAAAUUCGAUGCUCAGAAGAAGAGUAGCCAUCGCGAAACUAAACAAGCUAAUAUACUCCCGUCUCUCUUUAAGUCAACUUCUUGUACGGACACCGGGGGCCCAAAAGUCAUGUUAGCGGAAGGUGCUCAAGAAAAACUGUUGAAAAUCAUUAUGCGUUUAUUUGAACGUGUCGUAGAUAUGAAUAAACCUUUCAAUAUAACCUUAAUAGGUUUAGCAUUUUCAAAGUUCCAACAACGUAAAGUUGGAUCAUCGUCCAUAGCAAAUUUUCUUAUCAAGAAAACAGAUUUAGAAGUGCAAUCGAUAACAUCUCUAACAAAUACAGAUGUUGUUGAGGCCAAUCCGGAGGGAUCGUCAUCGUCAACACACUCUACUUCCCCAAUGCUCAGUAAUGAUGAGGCAUUUCGUUCGUCGCCUACAACUUUCCAACCAAGUGAUCAAUUUUAUCGUAGAAGAACUACGGCUGCUUCCCCCAUCCCUAUGUUGAUCGAUAACGGUUCAGAAUCGGGAGCUACAAAUUCGGACUUUUCCGACUUUUCGGAAACUGAAGUGGAGCCUUCACCGAAAAAGAGCCGUAUUAGUCGUUUGAUAAUGAAUAAACGGCGUUGUUUUGGUAGUUCUGCCAUUUACAAUUCUACGGGCGAUACAGCUGCUGAGGUUGCUUCGCCGAGUAAAUUACGUGUGUGCGAUUUACGAUUAAAUUCGAGGGAUAGUGAUCGUGAUUUUCCGAUGAGUCCAUGCUCGGUUACGGCGACAUCGACGACAACAUCAUCCUUAUCAUCAUUAACGACAAGCGCAGCCACCAGUGAAACUACUACACCAUCAACAUCGCACUCAAUUACUACCACUGCCACUGGUUGUAAUAAUUUGCAACGUUUUUGUCCUGUCCAACCUCCACCUUCAACUCUUUUAAGUCGCAUUGACCGUUUGGAGGAUUUUCGUGCAAACGCAUUAAUUUUUGCCCGUAGACAUUCACUAGCAUCUUCAUCAGCCACCAUUUCACCAAUGCCAUCUCCUAUGGACGAUUGCGUUGACACACAAACACUGCCAGUUGCUUUAUCACCGCCACAGUUGGAAAUACUCGAAAAUGAUACCAUAAAUGUAGAGAAAUUAUCAACAACCAUCACUGGUAAUCUUUCAAACAUUCCCUGCCCUGCUGGGGUUGAUCCUCAGGUUUUUAAUGAGUUGCCGGUAGAUGUACAAAACGAACUGAUAGCAUCAUGGCGUUCCUCUUUGGCGGCAGCAGCAGCAGCUGUAGCCAAUGGAAAUAUGUCUCCUCUAAAUUCAUCACAAAGCAGUGGAUCGCAGUCAAUAUCUCAAACACAAACUACUGCAAAUACGACUGCGAAAGCUGGUGGUAGUGGUGUCAAUACUAAUGGUGCUCAAAAAAAUACCCUUUAUAGGUAUUUUUUGCGUAAUAAGUGAUUUAAUACGCAAACAAGUUUAUUUAUUCUCAAUAAGGGCUGGCUGUCGUUUUCGUACUUUAUUUAAUUGAAUUUUUUUUUAUCAAUGCGAAAGUUAAUUUUAAAAAUGAGAUUUUGUUAUUGUGUUUUUAUUCAUUCUUUUUAAGUAGAUUUAAUACAUACAUACUGUUUUUUUCACUGGAAUUGUUUUUUUUUAUUACAUAUAACUUUAGUUUUCUUCCAGUACUUACUACUCAGAUUUGUCGGUUUUACACGAAAGCGUCCCCUUACUCAAAAUUUCAAUAUAAUUUGUGGUUAUUCUGACUAACUCUGACUAUUUCUGACUAAAAGCUUUUAAUCUGACUAGUACUGGAAGAAAGCUAUUAUAAACGUUUUAACUGAGAUUUGAAUAAUAUCGAAAAUCGAUCACUGUCAUGAAAUGUGAAAAAUAUCUUAACGUUGAUUAAUAAUUUUAUUUUUAUUAAUGUAGUGUUUUAAAAAUGUUUAUACCAAUAAAGUUUCAAAUUAUAUAACAUACAAAUAUUGAAGAAAA
Calliphora vicina (urban bluebottle blowfly) is the source of this 3095-nucleotide messenger RNA. It is a transcript of the gene PolI, whose product is annotated as DNA polymerase iota. The transcript has 3 exons. The coding region runs from base 114 to 2564 and encodes 816 amino acids. The record is from RefSeq and is a predicted model, not a curated record. Gene Ontology annotation, biological process: translesion synthesis. NCBI's taxonomy places the organism in Eukaryota, Metazoa, Arthropoda, Insecta, Diptera, Calliphoridae. Gene Ontology annotation, molecular function: damaged DNA binding; DNA-directed DNA polymerase activity.